Molecule: messenger RNA, 1352 nt
Organism: Amaranthus tricolor (Joseph's coat)
Lineage: Eukaryota; Viridiplantae; Streptophyta; Magnoliopsida; Caryophyllales; Amaranthaceae
Product: protein TIC 22-like, chloroplastic
Exons: 8
Coding region: 163-1080 (305 amino acids)
Biological process (GO): protein transport
Cellular component (GO): chloroplast
Source: RefSeq, a predicted model, not a curated record
CCCAUAAACCCUUCAACAUCUCACCUUCAUUCUAAUCCAAGAAAACCUUCAAACUUAUUACUUUCACUCUAAAACCCUCAUCUUCUCCAUCUUACAAAACAAUUUGUUCCAAAUUCCCUCCUUUUUUCCACCAAAAUUCCAUUAAAACAAACCAAAUUCAAGAUGAAUAAUUUAUCAAUAUCAUCAUCCAAACAACUUUCUUUAUCACCAUCUUCAUCAUCUUCAUUUCAUCCAUUUUCCCAUUUCCAUCAAGCUUUAACAACAUGUUCAUCUUUUCUUCACAAUUUUUCUUCAUCUUUCACAAAUCAUCUUAAUACCCAUCUCUCCAAUUUUGCUUCUACCUUCUCUAAUUCCGUAAAUUCUCCACCUUUUGCUCGAAUUCCCCCAUUGACACAACAAAAAUUAAAGCAACAAAAUUGUGCUAUGUCAAAUCAAGCUAUUGAAGAAAGAUUAGCUGGGGUUCUUGUUUAUGGGUUGGUUAAUUCUAAUGAAGAAUUUGUGUUGAUUUCUGGGAGAAGGUCCAAAAAAUCAUUUGGGAUGUUUUGUAUGAAGAAAGAAGAUGCCGAUUCUUUGCUUGAACAAAUGAGAUUGAUGGACCCUGAAAUGCGCCGUGGUUCUAGUGUUGUUCCUGUUGCUUUGAACAAGGUUUUCCAGCUUAGAGUGAAGGAAGUUUCUUUCAGAUUAAUUCCCGAGUUAUCAGAGGUUAAAAAUGCUUUGCAGGUUGUCUAUUGUACUUGCAUAGCCGUAAUCAGAACAUUUAAGGAGAGGGAAAAGGCUGGAUUUCCAGAUGAGGACUUCCCGGGAGUUCCAGUUUUUCAGUCUCGGAGCUUAAUUUUGAGCAGCGACAAGAAGAGAUACCGUCCAGUUUUCUUCAGAAAGGAGGACUUGGAAAAGUCAUUAUACAGAGCUUCCAAGCAGCAAGGAAAAUUGAAUCCUAUUCUUAGACAAGGCGAUAUUGUAGUUGCUUCUCUUGAAGACAUAAUCAAAGAAAUGAAGGAUGAUUCCUCUCGAAAUUGGGAUGAUGUUGUAUUCAUACCACCAGGGUUCGACGUUUCGACUGAUCCCUCUAAACUUAAGUAGUGAUUGAAUUGUGAGUAUUUUGGUCUCGGUGUCCUUACGGCGUUUGUUAUCUAAUAGGGGGAAAACUAUUCAUGCAAUCAUGUCUAUUCUCGUGUAAUAGUUAGAAAGUUGUCAUCGAACUUGUGCUAGAAUAUUGAUGGUUUCUCUGUAGUGUUUUAAGUAGUUGGUUUACUAACCCGUUUAACAAGACUUCGAAUCUUGACGUUGUUCCUCUCUCUAAUUCUUCCUUUAUUUUAUUAUCGACAUGGCCAACUCUUUUGAGUUUUACUUGU